Botrytis byssoidea is the source of this 1852-nucleotide messenger RNA. RefSeq lists its product as uncharacterized. Gene Ontology annotation, biological process: DNA replication, removal of RNA primer. NCBI's taxonomy places the organism in Eukaryota, Fungi, Ascomycota, Leotiomycetes, Helotiales, Sclerotiniaceae. The coding region runs from base 420 to 1589 and encodes 389 amino acids. The transcript is spliced from 4 exons. The record is from RefSeq and is a predicted model, not a curated record. Gene Ontology annotation, molecular function: nucleic acid binding; RNA-DNA hybrid ribonuclease activity.
UUCAAUACAUACUGCAACUUAAAUUUAGACGUUGAGAUAUUUACCACUCACACACUCUUUUUGUUUUGUUUUGCAUCGCUGUGCUGUGCUGGAUACAAUUGAGUUGGCAAAUGUUGUUUAAGCGCCUACAAACAGGUUGACUACGUUUAAUAUUUACGGUAGGUUUCUUGUGCUUUGCGAUAGCUCCCCAGCGAGCACUGUCUUAUUGCAUUACAUUGAAUGCUCUUUUACAGCGCAAUUCCAUCUUGCCUUUUCACCCUGGCCGCAUCCAGAAUCAACAAACAAAACAGAUAAAUAUUGCUAGCUCUUUCACAUAUGAUUUACUUCGAAUUCGACCGAGAACUUUUGCAACUUGUCGUUGCCAAUUCGAAUCUCCUGGAAUCCUAAUUCAGAAGGGGGUUUUGAGGACGCAUACUUAUAUGUCCAGAGCACAUACAGCUCAAUACCGCAUUGCCAAAUCGAAGAAAAAUAGAAGAUUAGUAGAACUUUCACAUUCUUCAACACAAACGCGACAGGACAUCUUAAGACAGGGAAUAUUGUUGCUUGAACAAAUUCGAAUUCUGGUAGAGUUGGAAAACUUGGGACGCUCAACAGGUUUGAGUAAUCUUAUAAUGCCUCCAGCUACGAGGAAGAGAAAGUUUAGUGAAGAGAAAGAGGGAGAGGGCAAGGAUAAGGGAGGACCUAGUGGUGCGCAGAAAUAUUACGCAGUUAGGAAGGGGAAGAAAACGGGCGUGUUUACUGAUUGGGAGGAUUGCAAGGAGCAGAUUACGGGUUUUGGGGGAGCUAUGUAUAAAUCUUUUUCGACACAAUCAGACGCAGAAGCAUUUGUAGCCGGCAAAAAUCCAGCGAAACCUUCAAAGGGAGACAAAUUUUAUGCUGUGGCCGUGGGACAUGAAACGGGGGUCUAUGAGGAGUGGGCAGAUGCGAAAAAGCAAAUUGAUGGGGUCAAAGGGCCGAAAUAUAAGAAAUUUGCUACGAGAGAAGAGGCAGAGGAGUUCGUGAGAGAAGGUGGAAAGACUAAUAAAAAGGUUAAGACGGGAGCGGGAAAGGAGGAGAGUGGCAAGAAAUUGGUGAAGGGGAAAGACAAGGUUACGGUGGAGGAGAAAUCGCAAGAAUUUGUUAAAGGAGACACUAUCAAGGUCUGGACGGAUGGUAGUAGUAGGGGCAAUGGAAAAGUUGGGGCUGUGGCUGGAUAUGGAGUUUUCUUUGGAGACGGUGAUGAUAGAAACAUCUCGGCUCCCCUGGAAGGCACCCUUCAAACCAACCAACGCGCCGAACUCACAGCCGCGCUCCGCGCCCUCGAAAUUGUACCAUUAGAUAAGAGCAUCGAGAUUAUAACAGACAGCAAUUACACAAUAAAUUGUGCGACAGUGUGGUAUAAGAAUUGGGAGAAAAAUGGAUGGAAAACUAGUACUGGAAAGGCAGUUAUGAAUGAAGACUUAGUGAAGCAGAUCAGGGAAAUUAUUGAUAAGAGGACGAAAGCUAAGGUUCAGACUAACAUGACGUGGGUGAAGGGGCACGAUGAGAAUCCGGGGAAUGUGGCGGCGGAUAGGUUGGCUGUUAAGGGGGCAAUGGAGAAGAACAGGUGAGAAGCUCUCCGUUUGAGUCUCUUGCUUAGCACUCCGCAAAUUCUUGGAAUUCCUAGGAAGUGCACCUCCUCAUGUCACGAAUAUGAAGUGUGGGUGGAGUGAAAAGAGGAUUGCGUUCACCGUGGGCUUGAAUAUAGACAUCAAGCUGCAAAGGGAAAGUAUUUAACGAAAUGAGAUGAUACCAUUCUUUAGUGUACUGGUUUCCGUGGGACUUUGGGUAGGCAGCCACUAUUUUGUUUGUCCAAUAAAGACUUUUGUGAUAC